Messenger RNA from Zingiber officinale, 1095 nucleotides. RefSeq names its product GDSL esterase/lipase At5g45920-like. Bases 78 to 830 code for a protein of 250 amino acids. The transcript has 5 exons. NCBI's taxonomy places the organism in Eukaryota, Viridiplantae, Streptophyta, Magnoliopsida, Zingiberales, Zingiberaceae. Gene Ontology annotation, molecular function: hydrolase activity, acting on ester bonds. The record is from RefSeq and is a predicted model, not a curated record.
CUUUUUGUAUUUGAGGAGUGCUGUGAUCCUUUCGUCGUCUCUCGAGCAGAUCCAGAACCAGCCAGCGAGGGUACAAGAUGCGUCCAAAGAUUGUGCUGUUCGGGGAUUCCAUCACUGAGGGGUCCUUCGGAGAGGGUGGCUGGGGCGCCGGCCUUGCCCACCACUUCGCCCGUUGGGCGGACGUGCUGCUGCGAGGGUACAGCGGCUACAACACGCGAUGGGCGCUCAAGGUGGUGGAGCGGGCAAUGGAGGGUGUGUGCCCCGAUGGCUCUGCCCCGCCGGCAGCGGUCACCGUCUUCUUUGGAGCCAACGAUGCGUCGCUUCCUGACCGACGCAGCGGCUUCCAACACGUGCCGCUUCUGGAGUACCAGAGCAACCUACGAGCGCUCUGCGGGUUCCUCAAGGAGAGAUGGCCAAGAACUGGAAUAAUUCUCAUCACACCACCCCCAAUUGAUGAAGAGGGGCGUCUCCAGCAGAACAGUGAUGCGGAACUUAACAAAUCAUUGAUCAGGGACACUGGAGACAGUUCUGGGCUUCCUGAGAGAACCAAUGAGUCUGCUGGUGCUUAUGCAAAGGGGUGUAAAGCUGUCGCUGAAGAGUUAGGCCUCCCCGUCAUAGAUAUCUGGUCAAUUAUGCAGGGAUGCCCAAACUGGGAGAAGUCUUGCUUAAGUGAUGGCUUGCAUUUUACUCCUUACGGCAACAAAGUGUUGUAUGAGGAGGUUGUCAAGAAGCUUAGAGAUGGAGGGCUGUGCAUCGGGACCCUUCCUGCUGAUCUACCACUCUUUUCUAGCAUCGACCCGAACGAUCCUUUGAAGUCAUUUUCCAACUGAAUAACGCAAGGAUCUGCCCAAUAUUGAGUUCAUGACAAAGCACCCCGGGCUCAAAUAGUUGGGACAGUUGUUGCUAAAGAUAUUCAUCUGUUGAUUUUACAGGGUGUCUCUUAGUUAUUUGCUUUUAGAAUUAAGAAUUUCAGAGUGAAAACUUGGUCAAGAAACUAGUUUGGUUAACACCUUUCUUGCUUAAUGGUAGACAUCUAAGUGUAUCACCUGGCUCACGCAGGAGAUUGUUCUUUGUUGAUUGGAUGUGUGUUUGUGA